GCUCAGCAGCGACUUCACCGCUGCAACUUUGAUGACAGUGGGUAUUUUUUUUUUGGGGAUCCGUCGAUGAGCGCGUUUGAAGUGCCUUACUGGUGAAGACAAGGGGAUCGAGUCUCGACCUGUGGUUUCCCCCCUUCUCUGCCCAGUCCGGAUCAAAAAAUGAAACUCCUGAUCUGUGUGAUAACAGUCGCCUUGGCGGUGGGAUCUGCGCACGGAGGUAAGAAGUCUGAUGAGCCAUGUGGGGGCAGAAACUGUGGCGAAGGAUGCAGGUGCAACCCAGAGAAAGGCAGCAGGGGUCGUCCGGGGCCUCUCGGCGAGGUUGGUCAGAGUGGACCGGAGGGGCCACGUGGGACUGUGGGGCCAACGGGGCCUAAAGGAGAGAAGGGCCACAUUGGAUUUAAAGGACCAUCCGGCCCCAAAGGAGACAAGGGGCCGAUGGGAGUGCCGGGGUUCACAGGGACUGAUGGAGUACCUGGUCACCCUGGUCAGGACGGUGGACGUGGACCUUCAGGACUGGACGGAUGUAACGGGACCAGAGGAGAAUCUGGAUCGCCCGGCUACGGGACCGGAGGACCUGGAAUACCUGGACUCUCUGGGCCUUUUGGGCCAAAGGGUCAGAAAGGAGAGCCUCGAUACAUCUCAGAUAACGGCAUCACGAGUUUUCCAGGUUUAGGCGGAGAAGACGGUCGACCUGGUAUCAGAGGUCCUGAUGGUCCACCUGGUUUUCCCGGUCCGACGGGUCCUGAGGGAUUCACCGGCCCACCUGGUCCUCCCGGUCCUCCAGGGCCAAUGGGGAGCCAGAGUGACGGAUAUGAAGGAGAGAAAGGAGACAAGGGCGACGUGGGUCUUCCCGGACCUAGUGGUACCCCCGGCGACGGGUCGCUCAGAAGCGAACAAACUCUCACUAUCUACAAAGGAGAUAAGGGUGAGCCCGGACCAAAGGGGAUCAGAGGGUUCACCGGCCUUCCUGGCAAUCCUGGACCUUUCGGCUAUCCUGGUGAACCCGGAGAGAAGGGCAUUCUUGGAUACCCCGGGGCAAGAGGUUCUCCUGGUUUCAACGGGCCUCCCGGUCCUCCAGGACAACAGGGAUACAGCGGUUCUCCAGGUUUCCAGGGGCCACCAGGAUACACUGGACCAAAGGGAGACCAGGGCAACCCCGGAGCACCAGGACCUGCUUCUUACGUUAGCGGUCCAGGAACUGCUGUUCAAGGGUCAACAGGUGACCGGGGUCAAAGCGGCCUGCCCGGUCCCAACGGUGACCAGGGCUUUCCAGGAUACCCAGGACAACCAGGCCAGCCAGGAGUCGGUGGUUCUGGUCCAAGUCGCCAAGGUUUCCCCGGGACCAUCGGCCCGAAGGGAGAGAAAGGUAACCAAGGGAUACCAGGCUACGGUUUCGAAGGAGCCCCCGGUGAACCUGGACUCCCCGGACCCCGCGGAUCUGCUGGACCUCAGGGCCCUACGAGUUCUCCAAACGGUGGCACCGCAGCUUUCAAUGGACAGCCUGGGCCUACUGGCCCCAGAGGAGAGCCUGGUGAAAGAGGAUACGGUGGUUUCAGAGGUGAUCCUGGCGACUGUAACUGCCGUGGAGGAGGCACUUCAGGGUUGCCUGGGUUACCUGGAAUCCCAGGAGUCAACGGCAACCCCGGCUUCCCUGGACGAAAGGGGGAGCUUGGCGACGGCGGCUCUCCUGGCUUUAACGGCGUUCAGGGACCUCCUGGUCGUGGUGGUGACCGAGGUUACUUUGGUCGUAAGGGAGAGAAGGGGACGUCUUCGUACAGCAACCAGGGUUUCGGGGUAAAAGGAGAGCUCGGAUCCACCGGACUCAGAGGACCUACUGGAGAAACUGGAAAAUCUGGCAGAGACGGACUUCCUGGCUUCCCCGGAACCCCUGGACCACCAGGCGACGGCGGCUACGGCACAGUUGGAGAGAAAGGUUUCCCAGGGUUCCCGGGGCCUAAGGGUCGACCCGCCAGCCCCCGAGGCGAGCCCGGCAUCGGCUACCCGGGGAUACCCGGCCUUCGUGGAGGGGAUGGCGACCCCGGUAUUCCUGGGUUGCCGGGGCCACCUGGUUCUGCUGGACCGAAAGGUGAAAACAGCUGUGAAGGGGUUAAUGACGCCGGAGAGGGAACGGGCCAAGUGCUACCUUGCUUCAUACCCGGUGAGGGAGGAGACCCCGGUUUCCCCGGUUUACCUGGACGACCAGGUAUCAAAGGUGGGCCAGGUUUCCCAGGAAACACUGGACGUCCCGGGUUCGACGGUGCCAAAGGAGAGAGAGGAGACUCCGGUUUUGGAGGCCAACCUGGACCACAAGGUUUCCCUGGACCCAGAGGGGAUCCUGGAAUUUCAGGUGUUCCAGGACAGAGUUUUGACGGAGGCAGAGGGAAUAACGGUCUUCCAGGGCGUAAUGGGGCCAAAGGUCAACCAGGAGAGGUACUGGGAGCCACACCUGGUAGUCCUGGACAGAACGGUUUACCAGGAAUCUCUGGAGAUAAGGGCCAACCCGGGACGCCAGGAGGACCUGGAUUACCUGGUUCUGACGCACGCUACGGUGUUCCGGGUCUGAAGGGAGAGCGCGGCGUUGACGGUCUUCCUGGUAUCACCGGCCUUCCCGGACUUCCAAGUGAGCGGACUUUUGGCAUUCCUGGUCGGCCUGGACUUCCUGGCAGCAGCGGACUGAGCGGAUCACCAGGUUUCCCCGGUCGUAAGGGAGAAAGAGGAGACCCAGGUUUCCCAGGUCCGGCUGGAAUGAAGGGAACCCCUGGACAGCCCGGCUUUACUGGAACCCCGGGGCCAAGGGCCCCUGGACCUCCAGGACCAGGAACUAGAGAUGGAGUUCCAGGAAUCCCGGGACUGAAGGGUGAAAGAGGUUUUGCAGGACUGAUGGGUUUCCCUGGUCGACCUGGUCGUCCUGGAAACCCAGGGUUUCCUGGAGCGAAAGGAGAGGCUGCAGGACCCGGAAGAGACGGACUCCCCGGCGCUCCCGGAUUCCCCGGACAGAAAGGUGAGAGAGGAUACAGCGGUCUCCCCGGCUUGCCCGGUCCUGUUGUCCAUCAAGGGUUUGUGGCGAAAGGAGAACCCGGAGUACCUGGAGGCAGCGCCUUCCCUGGCUUCCCCGGACCCAGAGGUGACAAGGGUUUUCCAGGUCUGCCUGGUCGUCAGGGUCUACCUGGACUUCCUGGUUAUGCUGAGCAGAGUAAAGGGCAGCCCGGAGAUAAUGGUUUCCCCGGGCGACCGGGAUCGCCAGGUUUCCCCGGACCGAAGGGAGAAGCUGGAAUCGUGGGAUUCCCCGGCAUGUCUGGACCACGGGGUGAUGACGGUUCACCUGGUUUCCCUGGCAACCCUGGAGAAUACGGUCGGUCCGGUGGCAAAGGUGCACCCGGAGAAAGUUACGGUUAUCCCGGAAGUCCAGGAGCUAAAGGCCAGCCAGGAGAUUCAGGCUACCCAGGUGGCCGCGCCAACGACGGCGCCCCCGGCGACAACGGCUUCCCGGGAGGUCCAGGUUUCCCCGGAGGGAAGGGAUCUCCUGGUGAAGGAGGACGGCCUGGAAUAAUGGGCUCCCCUGGUUUCCCCGGGCAGAAGGGCCAGCCCGGAUACCCAGGAAGAAGAGGACUAGAUGGGUCUCCUGGUCUGCCUGCAGGUCCUGGAAGUCCUGGAGCCAAAGGUUUACCCGGACCUCCUGGUUUGGACGGACUUAAUGGCCUUGGUGGACCUAAAGGCCUCCCUGGAACCCCAGGUGGGAAUGCAGGAGGUCGUCCAGGUUCUCCUGGUAGUCCAGGGUUUAAGGGGGAGAGAGGCGUCUCUUUCCCAGGAGGUCCAGGCUACCCCGGACCGAAGGGAGAGAGAGGAGACUCAGGUGGUUCUGGACGCCAGGGGUUCCCAGGUGUGCCCGGACCUCCUGGUCCCACUCUGGGGUCAAAUGUUCCUGGGCCUACAGGAGACCCCGGUCUCCCUGGACUGGAUGGAGAGUAUGGUCGUGAAGGUCUUCCAGGUCCUCCCGGCCCGCCCGGUCCAGGCACAGCCCAGGGAGACAGGGGGGACUCUGGGCUCCCGGGCUUCCCCGGCUCCCCCGGCAGGAAAGGAGACUCAGGAAUCCCCGGAGGCCCCGGACUCCCCGGCGGCUCCGGUUUCAAAGGAGGACGAGGUGAGGCCGGCUACAACGGAGGUCCUGGUGGCAAGGGUUACCCCGGUGAACCUGGUUACUACGGAGGCAAAGGACCCAAGGGAACACAAGGUAAUCCGGGUGGUAGGGGAGCCCCUGGGCCCAUGAUGGCACCGCCACCCUUCCCGCCGAAGGUCAACGGAGAUCCUGGUUUCCCCGGUGCAGCUGGCAGGCCCGGUGUCCCCGGAGAAUCUGGUCAGACUGGAAUACCUGGACGUUCAGGUCCUAAGGGUCGUCCCGGUCCUGUGGGUAAACUGGGCCGGACCGGAUCUCCUGGUUUUCCCGGACCCAUCGGCGAAGGCGGACCCCCCGGUUUCCCCGGACCGACUGGAGAACAAGGUCCCACCGGUAACACCGGUCGUCCCGGCUCUCCCGGUGGCGUCGGCCGCAGUUCCAGCAUCGGCUACACUCUGGUGAAGCACAGCCAGAACUCCCAGGUCCCCAUGUGUCCUCAGGGCAUGGCCAAGCUGUGGGACGGCUACAGUCUGCUGUUUGUGGAGGGACAGGAGAAGGCACACAACCAGGACCUCGGUCAGCCCGGGUCAUGCCUCCCCAGGUUCAGCACCAUCCCCUUCCUCUACUGCUCCCCCAACGAGGUCUGCUACUACGCCAGCCGCAACGACAAAUCCUACUGGCUCUCCACAACCGCGCCCAUACCCAUGAUGCCCGUGGCCGAGCUGCAGAUACAACCUUACAUCAGCAGGUGUUCUGUGUGUGAGGCUCCGUCUCUGGCGGUGGCGGUCCACAGUCAGGACAUGAGCAUCCCCACCUGUCCUCCCGGCUGGAGGAGUCUGUGGAUAGGAUACUCCUUCCUCAUGCACACGGCAGCCGGCGCUGAGGGCGGCGGUCAGUCGCUGGUGUCUCCCGGCUCCUGCCUGGAGGAUUUCCGUGCGACGCCGUUCAUCGAGUGCAACGGGGCCAAGGGCAGCUGCCACUACUUCGCCAACGAGUACAGCUUCUGGCUCACCACCGUGGAGCCCAGCCAGGAGUUCGUCUACGCACCGGCGCAGGAGACCCUGAAGGGAGGCCAGGAGCGCUCCAGAGUCAGCCGCUGCCAAGUCUGCAGCAAGCUCUUGUAGUAGGAGGAGGAGGAGCGGAGGGAUGGAGGUGAUCUAUUAACACCUCCAAGAAGAGAGGUGCUAAUGAUGGAGGAUGAGGUGAUUUAUAAGGAAAUCAAAAAAAAAAAGAACAAGUGACUGACUGAAAAUAAGCCUCCCUCAAGAAUCGAGUCAAAACAACAUCGUCUUUUGAUCCCCUUUUAUGAAUGAAUGGCUUAUUACAACAACAAAACGAGUAUGAGUGAGGAAAUGGAAAGAGCAGAGUUCCGUCGCUCUUCUCUCGAUUAUCACUGACAAUGGUGCUAUUGUUUAAGUGUUUAUUUUGUGUCUGUUUUCUGUAUUUUUGUGUCGGUUUUUUUGGGGCGGGAAUCAUUCUCGGCUACCUCAGAGAGUGGCCCCCCCCCCC
Anoplopoma fimbria (sablefish) is the source of this 5623-nucleotide messenger RNA. Its product is annotated as collagen alpha-6(IV) chain-like. Lineage: Eukaryota; Metazoa; Chordata; Actinopteri; Perciformes; Anoplopomatidae. The record is from RefSeq and is a predicted model, not a curated record. Gene Ontology annotation, cellular component: collagen trimer. Gene Ontology annotation, molecular function: extracellular matrix structural constituent.